GCAUAUAGUGUAUAUAACCUUACAAGAGAUAACCUUAUCCUGCAAAUAUCAGAUAGAGAAUGUUCCACGUAGGAUAACCUUACUGUGUCCAUUAGUUUUCAGCUGAGUCUACCAAGACACUCAAAUUCCAUACAACAACAUCCUUAACAACAUUAGUUCACUACAAACAACCUUAAUUUGAAGUUGAACAAGAUAUAUUCACACAUGUCACUCCUCCAACUCAAACUAGCCCCUAAUGCAUUCACACCUCUCUCUCAUCCCUCUCAUAGAUUCAGACCCAACAGAACAAUCAAAAUUAGAGCAGUUGGCACUGUCCCUGAUCAGAAGAAUUCAGAAAUCACAGAAUCUAACAAAGAACCACCCUCUGUCGGCUUUGCAUUUGUCAGUUCAGUGUUGCUACCAGAUGGAACACCAGAUGUGCAUUUUCGUUCUGCUACCGGUGGCCAGAAGCUUAGGAACAUAAUGUUGAAUUCUAAUAUUGAACUCUAUGGCCCUUAUGGUAGAAUUUUGUUAAACUGUGGAGGAGGUGGAACUUGUGCAACAUGUAUGGUUGAGGUUCUUGAAGGCAAGGAGCUUCUGAAUCCUCGCACCGAGAAAGAGAAGGAAAAAUUAAAAAGGAAACCAAAGAAUUGGAGAUUAGCAUGUCAAACAGUUGUUGGUGAAGCAGAUUCCACAGGGGUGGUUGUGGUUCAACAAUUACCAGAAUGGAAAGGACAUGAAUGGAAAUAUGAAAAGGGCGAUGAUGAGUCUGCAGAGUCUUCCUGAGAAAAACUUUUAUUACAAAUCUUGAAGAUAAUAAUAUUUGACAGUUGUAACUAGAAGUUGUAAUCUUGAAGAUAAUAUAUCUCUUUCUCUUUCAAAAUUUAUAUAUCUUCAAGAAAUACUGAAUAAAUUCAUUAAUUGAUUUGUGAAUGAUACAAAGGUUCUUUAUA
Lathyrus oleraceus (garden pea) is the source of this 932-nucleotide messenger RNA. RefSeq names its product photosynthetic NDH subunit of subcomplex B 3, chloroplastic. Lineage: Eukaryota; Viridiplantae; Streptophyta; Magnoliopsida; Fabales; Fabaceae. The coding region runs from base 205 to 765 and encodes 186 amino acids. The transcript has 6 exons. Gene Ontology annotation, molecular function: electron transfer activity; 2 iron, 2 sulfur cluster binding. The record is from RefSeq and is a predicted model, not a curated record. Gene Ontology annotation, biological process: P450-containing electron transport chain. Gene Ontology annotation, cellular component: chloroplast thylakoid membrane.